GCCUUGGGCGCCGCAGUGAGGCCGGCUGGCGCUCCCGGUUGGAGCAGGCCUUCCCAGUUGCGACCCGGCUCCAGCUCCCGCUCCAAACGGACCUCCUGGCGGGCCGGACCCUGCAGUAGCUCCAGAGCCGCCUCGGAGAGCGCGCCUCCUCCCCCCGCCGCCGCACACUCUGCAGCCGCGUCCUUCACCAGAGCUGGCCGGAGCCUAGCUGAUGAAUCUGGGGACGACAGACUUCCAAGACAGACCGAGGUUUAGGGCCCAGCAGAGGAUAGCUCAGCGAUGGCUCCCAUUUUUGGAGACGCAGGCAAAUUUGAGCUCCCGGGAAGGUGUGGUCGACUCCUCUGUCUUUGCCUCCGUAGCCCGUGCUUCUGCAGAGUGAAUGGAGUGUCUGGAGCAGGGCCCUGACCGUCGCUUCUUGGCAGCGGACAUGCUUAGGAAGGUGUCCAGGAAGGGCCUCUGUUACAGAUUGUCUUUGCUUCUGGGGCAGCGGCUAUGAGUUGCCCGAUUUCCAAUGACCGGGAAGUCCGGGAAGUCUGCCUUACCUUUUCUGUGCUCCUGGAGGGGCAUCUUGCUCACUUGUUUACCAGCAGCUGGGACAAGGAAGAGAAAAGAAAUGAGCCGUCAGACUGCAACAGCAUUACCUACUGGAACCUCAAAGUGUACACCGUCCCAGAGGGUGCCUGCCCUGACUGGCACAACUGCGUCCAACAAUGACUUGGCGAGUCUUUUUGAGUGUCCGGUCUGCUUUGACUAUGUGUUACCACCCAUUCUUCAAUGUCAGAGUGGCCAUCUCGUUUGUAGCAACUGUCGCCCAAAGCUCACAUGUUGUCCAACUUGCCGGGGCCCAUUGGGAUCCAUUCGCAACUUGGCUAUGGAGAAGGUGGCCAAUUCAGUACUUUUCCCUUGUAAAUAUGCCUCUUCUGGAUGUGAAAUAACUCUGCCACACACAGAAAAAGCAGACCACGAGGAGCUCUGUGAGUUUAGGCCUUAUUCCUGUCCGUGCCCUGGUGCUUCCUGUAAAUGGCAAGGCUCUUUGGAUGCUGUGAUGCCCCACCUGAUGCAUCAGCAUAAAUCCAUUACAACCCUGCAGGGAGAGGAUAUAGUUUUCCUUGCUACAGACAUUAAUCUUCCUGGUGCUGUUGACUGGGUGAUGAUGCAGUCCUGUUUUGGCUUUCACUUCAUGUUAGUCUUGGAGAAACAGGAAAAAUACGAUGGUCACCAGCAGUUCUUUGCAAUUGUACAGCUGAUAGGAACACGCAAACAAGCUGAAAAUUUUGCUUAUCGACUUGAGCUAAAUGGUCAUAGGCGGCGAUUGACUUGGGAAGCAACUCCUCGAUCUAUUCAUGAGGGAAUUGCAACAGCCAUUAUGAAUAGUGACUGCCUAGUCUUUGAUACCAGCAUUGCACAGCUUUUUGCAGAAAAUGGCAAUUUAGGCAUCAAUGUAACUAUUUCCAUGUGUUGAAAUGGCAAUCAAACAUUUUCUGGCCAGUGUUUAAAACCGUUGCAUUCAAUUUCGCAGAGAAUAAGGCACCCAUCUGCCUGCCAACCUGAACCUGUCGGUAGGUGGAGGCUAGACACAUGAAGGUAAAUAAAAGGAAAGGCUGUUAAAUACAGGAAGCAGUUGCAUGUAGUAACACUAAUAUAUUUAAAAAUAAGUCAACAGUAAACCACUGAAAAAAAAAAUAUAUAUAUAUACACCCAAGAUGGGCAUCUUUUGUAUUAAGAAAGGAAGCCUUGUAAAAUAAUUCUGAAUUUGUGUUCAUUGUAGGUCGAGUGUACUGUUGAAAAAUAUUGGGGUUUUUGUUUUUUGUGUGCGCGCGAGUUUGCGUGUGUGCGUGUGCGUAUUUGUUUUUUUUUCCUUUAACUGACAAGCCAUGUUGAGUGGUCUUGGACCACUGCUUUUCCCCUUCGUGAGUCAAUACAUAGUGCUGCUGUGUGUGUAUAUUUUUUGUGUGUGUAUUUGCUAAUUUUUAUUAAUUCUAGUUUUUCAUUAAAUAAAUUUGACUUUCUUUUCUGUAA
Messenger RNA from Diceros bicornis minor, 2019 nucleotides. It is a transcript of the gene SIAH1, whose product is annotated as siah E3 ubiquitin protein ligase 1. Gene Ontology annotation, biological process: multicellular organism development; proteasome-mediated ubiquitin-dependent protein catabolic process. Lineage: Eukaryota; Metazoa; Chordata; Mammalia; Perissodactyla; Rhinocerotidae. Gene Ontology annotation, cellular component: cytoplasm. The record is from RefSeq and is a predicted model, not a curated record. The transcript is spliced from 2 exons. Gene Ontology annotation, molecular function: ubiquitin protein ligase activity; zinc ion binding; ubiquitin conjugating enzyme binding. Bases 512 to 1462 code for a protein of 316 amino acids.